CUGCUCCAAUCUGUUUCCCCUGCAGAGGGCGUCAUUACGCUCUGUCAAUUUACCAGAAGAAGACAAUCUUCCGCCGUUUCUCUUUCAACUUGUAACAAAACGUAAAAUAUAAUACAAAAGCCAGCAACACUGUACGUUUGGUCUUUGAUUUCAAGAGACAUGCAAACUGUGGGAGACGAUCCUCUUAAGCCUCAUCCGCUUUUUGGAGGAGCCCUAUCUGCUGCCAUCCCUCCAAGCUCCACGGACAUCAGCACCUUGAGGGAAAUCCCAGACAACCAGGAGGUGUUUGCCCAUCCACACACCGAUCAGAGCAUCAUCGUGGAGCUUCUCGAGUACCAGUCCCAGGUAGCAGACGAGGAUGCUGCCAGGUAUCACUUUGAAGACAUUGCAGGGAGUAACAAAGCUUUGGAGCCGGGUACUUUUCAAGUCACUAAUAUUAUCCCUCUCCCUAAGUCUGAGCUGUCUCUGUCACAGUGCAGCUCUGGUUGGUUGUUAACGGGGACCCAGUCUGUGUCAAAGUUCAAUGAAGAAGCGAGGAAUACAGUGACCAUUCACCUUGGCCUUUUUCGGCUGCCUCAGUUCUCCACAGAUAUUUUGGUGACAUUCAAUGAUCCGCAGAGUAUAAGCCCGGAUAGUAGCAGUGCCAGUUCAGCCGGGAUGCACAGUGAGCCAUGGACUGUUCAGGACUUUCAGAGGUUGCUUCAGUCUCUCACUCUUCAUGAUCCAGGACUGUUUGGGUAAAACAUCUUCUACGGUAGUAUCUAUCAAAGAUCAUUGUCAGUAUUCUGGUCAAUACAACAUGUUGCAAAAUUGCUAAAUUCUUCCAAAAUUACAGAGUAUGUCAAAACACUUAAAUUAGAAACAUGUGAGCCCAGACAAUGUUCAAAUAAAUAUUUUGAAUUAAA
Molecule: messenger RNA, 905 nt
Organism: Boleophthalmus pectinirostris (great blue-spotted mudskipper)
Lineage: Eukaryota; Metazoa; Chordata; Actinopteri; Gobiiformes; Gobiidae
Gene: rangrf
Product: RAN guanine nucleotide release factor
Exons: 2
Coding region: 160-741 (193 amino acids)
Biological process (GO): regulation of sodium ion transmembrane transporter activity; protein import into nucleus; regulation of membrane depolarization
Cellular component (GO): nucleus
Molecular function (GO): small GTPase binding; guanyl-nucleotide exchange factor activity; transmembrane transporter binding
Source: RefSeq, a predicted model, not a curated record